AUGGUGAUAUCCGGUACUACUGUAGGAGGUGGGGAGAAUCCGGAGGGAUACGGAGGUCAAAUUGUAAAAGAGUUGUGGCGAAAACUAAGAGACUGUCAUCGUGAUGCUUUGCGGCGACAAAGAAAGUCUAAAAGUGGGGACAAGGCUAAAAACAUAAAGCUGUGGACAUAUCAAAAACAAAUGGAAUUUCUUAUUCCAUACAUGGCAAAUAGGAGUACAACUGGAAACAUAGAAAGUAACCAACAAGAUGGGGCUGGAAAUCUUACUGACAAUGACGACAUUCUGUCGCCUUCUGUGGAAACUGCAGAAGGCGCAGAAAAUGAAGAUGAGACAGGACAGGAGAGAGCAGACCAUGUCCAUCGGUCAUCAAGAGAUUAA
Molecule: messenger RNA, 378 nt
Organism: Acanthoscelides obtectus
Lineage: Eukaryota; Metazoa; Arthropoda; Insecta; Coleoptera; Chrysomelidae
Source: the annotation of a GenBank genome assembly